AGAUGAUAGAUAGAAUCGAAACCCUCCAUAAUUGUCGCUUCUUGCAUAGAGACAUUAAACCUGAUAAUUUCGUACUUGAGGCAGGGCCAUCACCUAAAAUAAUUUAUCUGAUUGAUUUUGGACUGUCAAAACACUAUAUUGUAUUUAGAUGUGAUUAACUUAGAACUCCAAAGGGGAUCACAUAUAAUAUAUUAAAAAAGCAGGUUUGAUUGGAACAGCCAGAUAUGCCAGUAUAAGUGCUCAUGAUGAAAUGGAGUAAGGAAGGAAGGAUGAUUUAGAAAGUAUAGGAUACGUGUUGAUAUAUUUGGCAAGUGGAACCCUGCCUUGGAUGAAUCUGCAGAUUGAAUAAAAGGAUUUAAAAUAUGCUAAAAUUCACCAUAUGAAGAAGACAAUCAAACCAGAUGUGUUAUGUGCCAAACUGCCAAGGGUAUUUAAUAUGUAUAAUAACAAAGUGUUUCACAAAGUUCAUGUAGGAUGUAAGAGGCUAUGAAUUUAAAUAAUAACCAAAUUAUUAACUAUUGAAGAGUUAUUUCUAGGAGGAAUUGGAGUAGAUUCAAAAGGAACGAAAGGGAUAAUUUUAGUUUGAUUGGGAGAAACUACCUGAGUACUAAUAAAAGAAAAAGCACCUUACAGUUCAUAUAAUGUAAUAAAGUAGCAAAGAAGAAAAGGUUAAUUUGGUCAAAUAGAAGGAACCACCAAGAGUAAUUCCUCAAACUUUCGAACAAAUUAUGCAAGAUACUAAGAAAAAGAAAAGUACUAAAAAAACAACUAGUCAUAAGACAAAGAAGAAAGAUCCAAUUAUGAUAAAUAUAGCAGAACCUGAAAGUCCUGCAUAGAUGCCUUCUUUUGGAAAUUUAAAUCUAAAGCCCUAUCCUUAAUAAAAUUCAUUUUUGCAAAUACCACAAUUAAACUCAAGUGGAUUAAUAGAUUAUUUGCCUUCUUUAAAUCCCUCAGUUGCCACAUCUAAAAUGAAUAACUACCAUCAGAGUGAAGAUGUCGUUAGUGAGGGUAGAUUGCCAAUUUGGGAAUUGGGAGAUGGUCAAAUCCCAGGAUUUCAAAAAAUGAUUGGAUACGUGACCAAAGGGAUAAAAAAACCAAAUGCCGAUUUUUAAAGAAAAAAUAGAAAGGCUCACACAUGUAUGCAUGAUGAGUAUUUUUAGAGAUUGAUACUAUCAAAAAGAUGUCUUAAAAUUUAGUUCAACCUAAAACUAUAAAAGGAGAUGAUGAAGGGAUUCCUGAGGGAUUAGAUUGA
This is a messenger RNA of Paramecium octaurelia, 1252 nucleotides long. The record is from the annotation of a GenBank genome assembly. Lineage: Eukaryota; Ciliophora; Oligohymenophorea; Peniculida; Parameciidae.